Molecule: messenger RNA, 2030 nt
Organism: Drosophila nasuta
Lineage: Eukaryota; Metazoa; Arthropoda; Insecta; Diptera; Drosophilidae
Gene: Rpp30
Product: ribonuclease P protein subunit Rpp30
Exons: 6
Coding region: 1101-2015 (304 amino acids)
Biological process (GO): tRNA processing
Cellular component (GO): nucleolar ribonuclease P complex
Molecular function (GO): RNA binding
Source: RefSeq, a predicted model, not a curated record
GUUGAUAGCAGUCGUCGAUAUUAUCCCAGCACUAGUCUAGCAAGCAAUAAACAAAAUAGACUAAUUUCGUCAAUUAUUUAGCAAUAUCUCUAUUACAAGGCUUAAAAAACAAAUCGCAAUGGCACAACGGCAGCUGACUAUUGCCAAGUGACACAAACAUGCAGCCGUAAUUGCUGUCAAGCAAACCACGCAUCAAGAAGCAUUGAACGUGCUGUCAGUGCGAAGAAAUCUGUACUUGCCUUUGUUUUUGGCAGUCGAGUUUGUGAAUUAUUGCCCAUAUGGAUGAGAAUAAGACUUUUAGAUGCGACGUGGAUGGAUGCGGCAAAGCGUUCUGGUUCAAAGCCGCAUUACAACGCCAUCGGAAAACGCACAUUGUUGAGCCACCCGAUACCCCAGUUGUGACUUGGGGUUGCAGUGAUUGUCCUAAAUUCUUUUGCAAUGUGGAAUCGUUGCGACGACAUUUCAAAACAACACACGGCAAUGUUGUCCUCUAUCCUUGCGAUUUCGAGGGAUGCAAUCAAAUGUUUCAGCGCAAGGACAAUCUAGUUCGACACGCAAGGUCGCACAAGGAUGGAAAGAACUGUUGUGACAUUUGCGGUAGAUCAUUUGCUCGCAAGGAUGCCCUAACAAGGCAUAAAAAAGUUCAUACUAAAAAGAAAAAUGUUAAAAUCGAAAGAAACUGAAAGUUGUGGCACAACUGGAUCUCCUGUUUCCGCUAUUGAAAUUAAUGCAACUAUUGCCAUGCAACUAAGGUCACUAUGAAUUUUUAAUGCGUUUAUGGACCAGCGCAUUCAAGGGCUUUCACCACAUGAUGACAAAUCCUUCACGCAGACAAGUACGUGAGAAAUUAUUACAUCAAGAGUGUUUUAAUAUGUAAAUUGUAUAAAAACUAGAAAAAGGCAAUCAAUUAAGAAUAAAUUAUUCGAUUAGUACAAUAUAAACACAACAUGCAAUUCAAAAGAUGCCGCUUACUACUUGUAAGUAUGACCAGUCUUCAUAUGGCCUACUCAAUGUCGAAUAGUAUAUUUUCGAUAUAAACAUGCGGUCUCAUUGUCGUGCACGUUUUGUUGCCGCUUUGCAAGAUAAUAAUAAUAAUAAUAAUGGAGCAAACACAAGCUUUUUACGACUUUUGCAUACCGCACAACAAAGAUGACAAGAUUAUGAGAGCUACGCUAUCGGAAUUAGUUGACCUUGGCUAUAAGACAAUAGCCAUUGACCAAACCUUCGAUCACAGUAAAAAGGAGGCGGCAAAACGUGGAACCGAAAUAUUUCCUGAACCGCAAAGCAUUCAACAUUUGCGCAAGGAAUUCGACAGCAAAUUAAAGAUACUGCAACGGAUAACGAUCGUGUACGUGGAUGUUAAUGUCGCGCACGCAAUGAGCGUCUCGAUGAAUCUGCGAAAGUUUAAUUUGAUUGCUGGACAACCAAAAACAGAUGCUGCCUUGACACAUUGUUGCACCUCGUUUAAUGGCGACAUUAUCACAUUCGAUUCGUUGGCCGGCUCUCGUUUGUUAGUCAAUCGCAAAGCCUAUCAAAUUGCCAUCAGACGUGGGAUAUUUUUCGAGCUCAAGUAUUCGCCAGCCAUCACAGACUCAAACUAUCGAAAGGACAUGAUUAAGGUGGCCCAAAACUAUUGCACCAAAGGAAAGUCGAAGAACAUUAUCUUCAGCAGCGGCGCAGCCAACGAAUUCCAAGUCAGAAGUCCUUGCGAUGUUGCCAAUCUUGCCUUUAUUUUUGGUCUCUCGGAGGAUCAAGGCAAGAAUGCCGUCAAUCGCUUUUGCCGUCAGCUUUUUUUGCGAGCCGAAUCGCGCCGUUUGGGCAAAACAAUCAUGUUUGUCAAAGGCAACGGACCAAUUGUAUUUUCGGAUAGCUCUUCGGAUGACAACGAAAGUGCUGCAGAGGAUGAUGAAAUGGAUAGCAUGGAAACUGGGGAUGCCGAAAUUGAAGACUUCCAAAACGAAGUAGAAAGUGAAAACAGUCAAGAUAGAGAUAGAAAAAGAAUAAAACUGGCGUAGCCAAAUCAAAAUGCA